UACAUGUGCUACUAGUGGAACCGUGACAUGAGCAUCUGUAACAAUUACUCUUCACUAAAGGAAAUCUAAGCCGCAAACCAGAAGUUUAGGAUAAAUCCAUCCAGAUAUGAUAAACUUCGGAUUUUUGCUUCUCUUUUUAAUCGGCCUUACUGCAUCGCACCUAAAUAACCCACCUGUGUUUGUCAAACUGGGAGAAACCAUUAAUAUGUCUUGCUCUUACCAAAGCCAAAUGGCCAUGCACUUCUCAUGGUACAAGCAUAAACUUGGACAGAAUCCCAGGCUCAUCUCCACCAUUUACAAGUAUGACAACAAAGCCCGGUUUUACCAUAAUUUCCAGAAUAGUUCACGCUUCUCUGUGCUGAAUGACAAGGGUGUGCAUCAUUUGGUGAUAAGAAACAUACAACUCUCAGACUCUGCUACGUACUACUGUGGAAGUGCUUAUUCCAAUGUAAUGGAAUUUGUCGAAGGGACAGAAUUGAUAGUUGAAGGGUUGAAAAGCUACACUGUUAUAAAACAACCUGCUUUAAUUCCAUCACAUCGUGGAGAUUCAGAAUCAGAAAAAUCUCGCUCAACAUUUAUUGCCGCACAUGGAACGAGUAUUGGUCAGUGUGAGUGGAGCUCUGAAGCUGGUUUUAGAGCACGUAGAUGCGUUUACAGCUUCUCUAAGAAAGACCUGAAACUUUCUGAUUCUGGGACUUACAACUGCACUGUUGCUGCAUGUGGGGAGAUGCUGUUUUGGAAUGACACCAAACUGGACAUUAUAGGUGCUGACUUAGCAGAACAGAUGAUGACUUUUGUAAUUCUUUCCAUCGUUAGAACAUUCCUUCUUUUAAUUACUAUUGCCACGAUUACUUUUUGGUACUGCAUGAAUUCAAAAAGAAUUUCAAAAGAUGGCUGUUCUCCAUCUGCCAUUGCUUUCCGAGAUAGACAAUCCCGACCAGAAGACCAGGUCUGUUGA
This is a messenger RNA of Sinocyclocheilus grahami, 958 nucleotides long. RefSeq lists its product as uncharacterized. Bases 107 to 958 code for a protein of 283 amino acids. Gene Ontology annotation, biological process: response to bacterium. Lineage: Eukaryota; Metazoa; Chordata; Actinopteri; Cypriniformes; Cyprinidae. The transcript is spliced from 6 exons. The record is from RefSeq and is a predicted model, not a curated record.